GGAGGAUCUGACGAAAGCAUAGGCGCUAGUGACAAAAAAGCCAAGGCUUAAGGCUUACUUCUAGACAUUCAUCUUGUAUUUGCCAGGGUUCUUUCGUCAGGGAAGGGUUUCGUCAGGGAAGGGUUUAUUUGUCAGGGAAAAUGACUACCAAGAUGCUCUUCAGGAUGAAUAUCGGUGAGGUCUAAGAAGCCUUUGACACGAAUGAGCAACUUAGAUUGCAGCUAUAUGCAAAUGAAAGGUGGUUUCAGAUCAUGAAGACGAAGGAUAGUACAAACACCAGUCUGGAACAGCAACUUCAGGUCCAGGACCAUGGGAACCAGACAAAAAAUAGUUGGUUUUUCCUAGAUACUGCAAGUGAUCUUUGUCUGAACUACUACGCGUACGCAAGCACAGGUGGAGCACGAGCGGAGUUUGCUGAUGUGGCUACGAUGCUGAGGGAAGUCAUGGCGCC
This is a messenger RNA of Amoebophrya sp. A25, 451 nucleotides long. NCBI's taxonomy places the organism in Eukaryota, Dinophyceae, Syndiniales, Amoebophryaceae. The record is from the annotation of a GenBank genome assembly.